AUGUUGUAUUCUAAGGAAGAUGAGGCCUCUCCGCCAAGUGCCCUGCCUCCAGGUUUGGGUAGUCGGGCCCUGGAGAGAAAAGAUUCAGAAUGGUCUCUUGGGGAGUCACCGGCUGGCGGAGAGGAACAGGACAAACAGAAUGCCAACUCUCAGCUGUCCACCCUGUUUGUUGAAAAACCUCAAACAGGAUCAGUGAAAGUUGGUGCAAACAUCACCUUUGUAGCCAAAGUCAAGGCUGAAGACCUUCUUAGAAAACCCACGAUCAAAUGGUUCAAAGGGAAAUGGAUGGAUCUGGCCAGCAAAGCUGGGAAGCACCUCCAGCUAAAGGAGACCUUCGAGAGGCAAACUCGGAUCUACACAUUUGAGAUGCAGAUCAUCAAGGCCAAAGAGAACUAUGCAGGAAAUUACAGGUGUGAGGUCACCUACAAGGAUAAAUUUGACAGCUGUUCAUUUGAUCUUGAAGUGCAUGAAUCCACUGGGACUACUCCAAACAUUGACAUCAGAUCUGCCUUCAAGAGAAGGGAGGUGAAGCAGCAGGAGGAGGAGCCCGAGAUAGACGUGUGGGAGCUGCUGAAGAACGCCAACCCCAACGAGUAUGAGAAGAUCGCCUUCCAGUAUGGCAUCACCGACCUGCGUGGCAUGCUUAAGCGGCUCAAGCGCAUGCGCAGGGUGGAGAAGAAGAGUGCAGCUUUUGCCAAAAUUCUUGACCCUGCGUAUCAGGUUGAUAAAGGAGGCAAAGUGAGAUUUGUCGUGGAGUUGGCGGAUCCAAAGCUGGAGGUGAAGUGGUUUAAAAACGGUCAAGAAAUCCGACCCAGCACAAAAUACAUCUUUGAACACAAAGGAAACGAGAGAAUCAUGUUUAUUAAUAACUGUGCGCUGACAGAUGACUCGGAGUACUAUGUGACAGCUGGAGAUGAGAAGUGUUCCACUGAGCUCUUCGUGAGAGAGCCCCCAAUUAUGGUGACUAAGCAGCUGGAAGACACGAACGCUUACUGCGGGGAGAGAGUGGAGCUGGAAGUUGAGGUGUCUGAAGAUGACGCCAAUGUAAAAUGGUUUAAGAAUGGUGAAGAGAUCUUCCCUGGUCCAAAGUCAAGAUACAAAAUUAAAGUUGAGGGCAAAAAGCACACUUUGAUCAUAGAAGGGGCGACAAAGGCCGAUACUGCAGAAUAUUCAGCCAUGACGACCGGGGGACAAUCAUCUGCUAAACUAAGUGUUGACUUGAGACCUCUUAAGAUCACAACGCCACUGACUGAUCAGACUGUAAAACUUGGGAAAGAAGUAUGCUUGAAGUGUGAAAUCUCUGAAAAUGUGCCGGGAAAAUGGACAAAGAAUGGCCUCCCUGUCCAGGAGAGCGACCGUUUGAAAGUUGUUCACAAAGGAAAGAUCCACAAGUUAGUCAUAGCCAAUGCUCUUGUUGAAGAUGAAGGUGAAUAUGUGUUUACACCAGACGCCUACAAUGUUCCUAUGUCUGCCAAAGUUCACGUCAUUGAUCCUCCCAAGAUCAUCCUGGAUGGCCUUGAUGCUGACAAUACCGUGACAGUGAUUGCCGGAAGCAAGCUCCGUCUUGAGAUCCCAGUCACAGGGGAACCACCUCCCAAAGCCAUCUGGAGCCGAGCAGACAAGGCUAUUAUGGAGGGCAGUGGUCGGAUCAGGGCGGAGUCUUACCCUGACAGCAGCACGCUGGUCAUUGACGUGGCGGAGAGAGACGACUCUGGUGUGUACAACAUCAACCUGAAAAAUGAAGCUGGAGAAGCACAUGCGAGCAUCAAGAUUAAAGUUGUGGACAUCCCAGACCCUCCAGUGGCACCAAACGUGACAGAAGUGGGAGAUGACUGGUGCAUCAUGAACUGGGAGCCUCCCGCCUAUGACGGAGGGUCACCGAUCCUGGGGUACUUUAUUGAGAGGAAAAAGAAACAAAGCUCUAGAUGGAUGCGACUGAAUUUUGAUCUCUGCAAAGAAACAACUUUUGAGCCCAAGAAGAUGAUUGAAGGCGUGGCCUAUGAGGUCCGCAUCUUUGCGGUCAAUGCCAUCGGCAUCUCCAAGCCCAGUAUGCCAUCCAAGCCCUUUGUUCCUUUGGCUGUGACCAGCCCCCCUACUCUUCUGGCUGUUGACUCUGUUACUGACUCGUCUGUGACAAUGAAGUGGAGGCCCCCAGACCAGAUUGGUGCCGCAGGUUUAGAUGGCUAUGUGCUAGAGUAUUGCUUUGAAGGAACUGAGGACUGGAUAGUUGCAAACACGGACCUGAUUGACAAGACGAAGUUCACCAUCAAUGGUCUCCCCACGGAUGCAAAGAUCUUCGUACGUGUGAAGGCUAUUAACGCAGCUGGGGCUAGCGAGCCCAAGUAUUAUUCUCAGCCCAUUCUUGUGAAGGAAGUUAUAGAGCCGCCGAAGAUUCGCAUCCCGAGGCACCUGAAGCAGACUUACAUCCGCCGGGUUGGAGAAGCUGUCAAUCUGGUUAUCCCUUUCCAGGGCAAACCAAGACCAGAACUGACCUGGAAGAAGGAUGGGGAAGAAAUUGAUAAGAAUCAAAUAAACAUUCGCAACUCGGAGACUGAUACCAUCAUCUUCAUUAGGAAAGCGGAGAGGAGCCACUCUGGCAAGUACGACCUGCAGGUCAAAGUGGACAAGUACGUGGAAAACGCCUCCAUCGACAUCCAGAUCGUAGACCGCCCGGGUCCACCCCAAUCUGUGACUAUUGAAGAUGUGUGGGGAGAGAACGUUGCUCUAACAUGGACACCACCCAAGGACGAUGGCAAUGCGGCCAUCACAGGGUACACUAUCCAGAAGGCCGACAAGAAGAGCAUGGAAUGGUUCACUGUCAUUGAGCAUUACCACCGAACCAAUGCCACCAUUACCGAGCUGGUCAUAGGGAACGAAUAUUACUUCCGGGUCUUCGCUGAAAACAUGUGUGGCCUCAGUGAGGACGCGACAAUGACUAAGGAGAGUGCUGUGAUUGCCAAGGAUGGUAAAAUCUACAAAAACCCAGUAUAUGAAGACUUUGAUUUCACGGAGGCUCCCAUGUUUACUCAGCCUUUGGUGAACACCUAUGCCAUUGCUGGUUAUAAUGCCACCCUGAACUGCAGCGUCCGAGGAAAUCCUAAGCCCAAAAUCACCUGGAUGAAAAACAAAGUGGCUAUCGUGGAUGACCCAAGAUACAGGAUGUUCAGCAACCAAGGAGUCUGUACCCUGGAGAUCCGCAAGCCUAGUCCCUAUGAUGGAGGCACUUACUGCUGCAAAGCGGUCAAUGACCUCGGGACGGUGGAGAUCGAAUGCAAACUGGAGGUGAAAGGUGGGCUGUCCUUCUGCAGGCUCCUCCUGCAGGGCGUACCUCCAAACAUAAUCGAUUCAUAUUUGCGAGACUUGCAAUCAAGCAAUCCUGAGGAAUACUGAGGGCUGGGCACUGCCUCUAUAAACACCAGUGCUUUGAAAUUUGGUUGAAAAGAGAAGGCGUUUUCUGGUUUUUCCCCAGGCCCCCAAGUGUGGUCAUGUUCUCUCCUCCUAACCUUGAAGAAAGAAAGAAAAAUAUUGUUUGCACAGAUUGCUUAAUUAAAAAUA
Molecule: messenger RNA, 3555 nt
Organism: Peromyscus eremicus (cactus mouse)
Lineage: Eukaryota; Metazoa; Chordata; Mammalia; Rodentia; Cricetidae
Gene: Mybpc1
Product: myosin binding protein C1
Exons: 27
Coding region: 1-3390 (1129 amino acids)
Molecular function (GO): protein binding
Source: RefSeq, a predicted model, not a curated record